Molecule: messenger RNA, 2167 nt
Organism: Megalops cyprinoides (Indo-Pacific tarpon)
Lineage: Eukaryota; Metazoa; Chordata; Actinopteri; Elopiformes; Megalopidae
Product: carbohydrate sulfotransferase 1
Exons: 2
Coding region: 435-1697 (420 amino acids)
Biological process (GO): keratan sulfate proteoglycan metabolic process; N-acetylglucosamine metabolic process; carbohydrate metabolic process
Cellular component (GO): Golgi membrane
Molecular function (GO): N-acetylglucosamine 6-O-sulfotransferase activity; keratan sulfotransferase activity
Source: RefSeq, a predicted model, not a curated record
UGAGGCACACUAGAUCCUGUAGCUACCUCGUACACCACCUACGCACAUUAGUUAAGAAGAUCCGGAGUAGACUACUCGGUGGGUCUAACAAUUCUGGGUCGACCGCCUGAAUCAUUUUUUUCCGUUUCUUUCUCGUAUUUUUCCAUAUUAGCCACUACAGACAUGAUCUCCUGUAAUUAGCACCGUUCGAGUCUUUUGCGUUGGGAUAUUCCCUAUCCUCGCUAUUCAGAUGGCAGAUGAGGGAAUACAGGGCAGCUGCCUCCCGUGGAUUUUCCGUUUGGAGGAAAUGGGACCCAACCUUUGUUACUGGAACUACUGUACUAAAUUGUUCAUCUGCACUCCAUUUAUACCAUCCUCGCCAGUCCUCCUCUGCUUCGCAAGUCCUUAAGACAGGAUCAAAACAGACUGCAGCAUCUAGAUGAAGUUGUUCAGCCAUGCAAUGUUCCUGGAAGGCAGUGAUUCUGCUAGCCUUGGCAUCCAUUGCAAUCCAGUACACAGCAAUCAGGACUUUCACAGCAAAGCCCUUCCAGAUGUGCCCCGUACCGAACCCCCUGAACUGUGGCUUGGGUCAGGAGACGGAGCCCUUCGACAGGAUCUGCGAUGAAUACCCAUACUCCACCUACAACAUCUCCAGGAAGACUCACAUCCUCAUCCUGGCCACCACCAGGAGUGGCUCUUCUUUCGUGGGCCAGCUGUUCAACCAGCACUCGGAUGUGUUCUACCUGUUCGAGCCCCUUUACCACGUGCAGAUGACCCUGAUCCCCAGGCUCUCCCACAGCAAGAAUACAGCUGACCGGAGGGUGAUGCUCGGGGCCAGCAGGGACCUCCUGAGGAGCCUGUAUGACUGUGACUUCUACUUCCUGGAGAGCUACAUCAAGCCGCAGCCCGUGAACCACACCACUGACAAGCUGUUCCGCCGGGGGGCCAGCAGGGCCCUCUGUUCUCCGCCGGUGUGUGACGCCUUUGGCCCGAGCGAGGUCAACAUAGAGGAGGGAGACUGCGUGAAGAAGUGCACCUCCGUCAACAUGACCCUGGCCACAGACUCCUGCCGGGAGCGCCGCCACAUGGCCAUCAAGAUUGUGCGGGUCCCGGAGAUAAACGACCUCAGGGCCCUGGUGGAAGACCCCAGGCUCAACCUCAAGAUCAUCCAGCUGGUGCGCGACCCAAGGGGGAUCUUAUCCUCCAGGAUUGAGACCUUCCGGGACACCUACCGGCUAUGGAGGAUCUGGAGAGCAACGGGCCGGCGACCGUACAACCUGGAUCUGACCCAGCUGACGGUGGUGUGUGAGGAUUUCCUCAACUCGGUCUCCACAGGCUUGAGCCAGCCCCCCUGGCUGAAGGGGAAAUAUAUGCUAGUGAGGUACGAGGACCUAGCCAAGAACCCGCUGCAAAAGACCAAGGAAAUUUACGAGUACUUAGGCAUGUCGCUCGACAAGAACGUGGUCAAGUGGAUACAGACCAACACUCGGGGGAGUAAUGAGUUGUCCGCAAAGCAUAAAUAUGGAACAGUGAGAGACUCCGCGGCCAACGCCGAAAACUGGAGGUUGAAAUUGUCUUAUGACAUGGUCGACUACACUCAAACUGUGUGUCAGCAGAUUCUGACCCAGCUGGGAUACAAGGCAGUCAAUUCCCCGGAGGAACUCAAGAACAUGUCUCUCACGCUUAUCGAGGACAGAACUUUUGUACCGUUUUUGUAACAAAGGUAGUUGUGGACGACUAUUUUUGAUAUAUUUAUAAAUGUUGCCUUAAUAUUUUCAAUUUUGCACUAAAUUUCCAAACCUUGAAGGCAUCUGAGUGGCACCCUUGUAAUAUUAGGUACAGCACAACACAUUUAAACAAAUAAUGCUGUUUACAGGUUUAAAUUUAAUGUGAAGUGAUAAUGUUUACUUCAGCAAAAAGAACAAAAAUAAAGCACCACCCUGCAUAAAGUUAUUGUAUGCCGGCUAUUGCAUUGACAAAAGUGAAUGUUGCCAUUUGUCCAUCUGAAGUAUUUGGACCUAAAAUAUUACAAGGAAAUGUACUUAAUACCUGUGGCUGAAUUACUGAAAUGUAUGAGAACAAUUGUGCAAUAAAAAUGUGGAUGUUGCAGUCAACUUUUAGUAUUACUCAAAUUCUGUUGGGGAUGAUGCUUCCUCAAGAAAUGUCUUCCUCUGGGUACUUACUGCAU